AUGGGUGCCGUCGUCUCUUGUUUCGAAUCAAUCUGCCGAACCAUCGGUUCCGUCCUGAUGGCCAUAGUCAACGGCAUCGGCUCAAUCCUGACCGCCAUUAUCAACGGCAUCGUGUCGCUGUUCGACAUCAUCAUCUCAUGCCUCACUUGUGGCCGUCGCAGUCGGACACGGACGAGAACGCAUACAACAAGUACAGUCUAG
Exophiala dermatitidis NIH/UT8656 is the source of this 201-nucleotide messenger RNA. RefSeq lists its product as uncharacterized. The record is from RefSeq and is a predicted model, not a curated record. The transcript has 2 exons. The coding region runs from base 1 to 201 and encodes 66 amino acids. NCBI's taxonomy places the organism in Eukaryota, Fungi, Ascomycota, Eurotiomycetes, Chaetothyriales, Herpotrichiellaceae.